GAGUGAUGCGGCUGCGGAGGCGCGCAGGGCUCAAGAGCGCGCAUUGUGCUCGGUGCUCGGUUGUCUGCGCUGCGUCGUGGUCGCUCUCGGCAGCAGUUACCUGGAGGGGGAGCGAGCGAGAGAGACGGGGCUGCGGAACGAGUCUCCUCUAGGGAUGCUUACAAGCAGGACUCGGUGAGACGGUGAGGGAUGGCGGCUUGGGGCCCCCCGGGAUUGGGUGUCCGGAUCACCCGGGGGCUGCUGGCGGUCUCCAUCUAUUUCAUUCUCGGGCAGGAGCCGGCUGGAGCUGCAAAGACUGCAGGCUCAGCUUUCAGGACAUUCACCCCCUUCUACUUUCUGACAGAACCGGCAGACAUCGUAACACUACGUGGAACUCCUGCCGUAUUAAACUGUUCUGUGUAUGCUGAGCCAGCAGCAAAAAUCGAAUGGAAAAAAGAUGGGACUUUUCUUAAUUUAGUAUCGGAUGAUCGACGAAGACUACUUCCAGAGGGGUCUUUGCUCCUCACAAGUGUGGUGCAUUCAAAGCACAACAAGCCAGAUGAGGGCUUCUAUCAAUGUGUGGCAACGGUGGAUAGUUUAGGCAGUAUUGUCAGCCGUACAGCACGACUUUCUGUUGCAGGCCUUCCCAGAUUUGCCAGCCAGCCAGAUGCCUCUUCUGUAUAUGUUGGAGAUACUUUUGUAUUAAGCUGUGAUAUCAGCCCCGAACUUGUCCCAUUCGUUCAUUGGGAGCAAAACCGCUCACAGAGAGAGUUAGACGACAGAGUCUCUAUACUAUCUAAUGGCAGCCUUGUUGUAAGCAAUGCCAACGAGAGUGAUGUUGGUCUGUAUCGAUGUGGCGUUGGUAGCGGAGCAGCUUUGAAGUACAGUGAAGAAGCAGAGGUCAAAAUACUAGACGAAGGUGAAGAGAAUCGUCCUUUAAUAUUUUUACGUCAGCCUUCCACUUUGACAAGUGUUGUUGGACAGACAGUAGUCUUUCCCUGCGUUGUAUCUGGUUACCCCAUCCCCAGUGUCAUAUGGAGUCGGAGUCAUAAUCAAGAAAUCAUUUUUGGAAGUUCAGACAGAUUGGCAUUGUUGGCGGGAGGCAGCCUGCAGAUCAUCAAUGUCACAGAGGAAGAUGCUGGGAUCUAUACAUGUACGGCAGAUAAUGGGAACCAAACUAUCCAUGCCCAGGCAGAGCUUUCUUUACAAGUGCCUCCUGUGUUUUAUGUUAAGCCAUCUAAUACACAUGCUCAUGAAUCCAUGGACAUUGUGUUUGAGUGUGAAGUUAGAGGAAAACCUGCUCCAACAGUCAAAUGGGUGAAGAACGGAGAUGUGGUCAUCCCUAGUGACUAUUUCAAAAUAGUGGACGAUCAUAAUCUUCAGGUUCUUGGUCUAGUGCGCUCAGAUGAGGGAUUUUAUCAGUGUAUAGCUGAGAAUGAGGUGGGAAAUACACAGGCUGCAGCACAGCUAAUUAUCGUAGAACCUGGUGUAACCGUCCCUACCUCUCCUGCCCCCUCACUGACCCGUGCCACUGCUCACCAUGUAGCUGCCACACCAGGAGGUCCCCUUCCGUCAUCCCCGCGGGAUGUUGUGGCCUCUUUGGUGUCAACCCGCUUCAUCAAGUUGACGUGGCGUGUUCCUGCUGAUACUCAUGGAGAAAAUCUCACCUACCAAGUAUAUUACAGCAAAGAAGGAUUGAACAGGGAGCGUGUAGAGAACACCAGCCGACCGGGAGAACUGCAGGUCACCAUCCUAAACCUAUUGCCAGAAACCGUCUAUUACUUCCGUGUUGUGGCUCAUAAUAAUUAUGGUGUUGGCGAAAGUUCCCCCCCUCUGAAGGUGGAGACACAACCUGAGGUUCAAGUUCCUGGUCCAGCCCCAAAUCUUCGAGCUACAGCAGUCUCCCCUACUUCCGUUAGUGUCAGCUGGGAAACGCCGCUUUCUGGAAAUGGAGAAAUUCAGAACUAUAAACUUUAUUAUAUGGAGAAAGGAGCAGGAAACGAGCAGGAUCUUGAUAUUGCAGGGCUUUCAUAUACUGUAAAUGGACUAAAGAAAUACAUGGACUAUACGUUUCGGGUGGUAGCAUUUAAUAAACAUGGGCCUGGAGUAUCAACACAAGAUGUUAUAGCCAAGACUCUGUCAGAUGUGCCCAGUGCUGCUCCUCAGAACCUUACCCUGGAAGUGCGCAGCUCACAGAGUAUUUUGGUGCAGUGGCAACCUCCUCCUGCAGGAACCCAGAAUGGUCAGAUUGUCGGGUAUAAAUUGCGUUAUCGCAAGACUGCAAGGAAGAUUGAAACAAAUGAGAUCCUGGUAGAUACCCAGCUGUCACAGCUUGUCAAUGGGCUUGAUCGUGACACCGAAUAUAGCUUCCGGGUUGUGGCCAUAACUGUAAAUGGCAGUGGACCAGCUACUGAGUGGGUUUCUGCAGAGACUUUUGAAAAUGAUCUUGAUGAGUCCCGUGUUCCGGAUGUGCCAAGUUCUCUCCAUGUGCGUCCAUUGGUGACCAGUAUUGUUGUAAGUUGGACACCCCCAGAAAAUCAGCAUCAAGUGGUUGUCCGUGGGUAUGCUAUAGGUUAUGGUCUCGGGAGCCCUCAUGCACAGACAGUCCGCGUUGACCAUAAGCAGCGAUACUACACCAUUGAAAACUUGGAGCCCAGCUCACAUUAUGUCAUCUCCCUAAAAGCCUUUAAUAAUGUGGGAGAAGGUAUACCUUUAUAUGAAAGUGCCGUUACCCGCCAGCAUACAGACACUUCUGAGGUUGAUGUUUAUGUUGUUCAUGCCUCAUACACCCCAGUUCCAGAGCCUACUCCCAUGAUGCCCCCUGUGGGGGUCCAAGCUGCUAUCCUCAGCAGUGAUACAGUGCGCCUUACCUGGGCUGACAACUCCCUUCCUAAGAACCAGAAGAUCACAGAUGCCAGAUACUACACAGCAAGGUGGAAAACUAAUAUUCCUGCUAAUACAAAGUACAAGAUGGCCAACAGCACCACGCUAAGUUACCUAGUCACUGGUUUGAAGUCAAAUACAUUGUAUGAAUUUUCAGUUAUGGUAACUAAAGGCCGACGGUCAAGUACAUGGAGCAUGACUGCUCAUGGAACUACCUUUGAGUCAGUGCCAUCUUCACCUCCUAAGGACGUGACUGUGGUAAGCAAAGAAGGAAAACCACGUACCAUAAUUGUGAACUGGCAGCCCCCAUCUGAAGCCAAUGGCAAAAUUACCGGUUAUAUAAUAUAUUAUAGCACAGAUGUUCAAGCAGAGCUUCAUGACUGGGUUAUAGAGCCAGUUGUUGGAAACCGUUUGACACACCAAAUACAAGAGUUGACACUGGACACUCCUUACUAUUUCAAGAUCCAGGCCCGAAACUCAAAAGGAAUGGGACCCAUGUCAGAAGCUGUUCCAUUUCGCACUCCAAAAGCAUCAGGUGUAACUGGAAAAGGAAGCCGCUCUCCAGAUUCAGGAGCAAAUGGUGGUCCUCCACCUGGAGGCAGUAAUAGUCCUCAUGGGAGUCCCACCUCCCUAGAUCAGAACAUGCUUCUCACUAUCAUAGUGUCUCUUGGAGUUAUAACAGUCUUGGUGGCUGUGGUCAUUGCAGCGAUCUGCUCUCGUCGCUCCAGCUCCCAUCAUAAAAAAAAACGUGCUGCAUGUAAAUCAGUGAAUGGAUCCCAUAAAUACAAGGGUAAUUCUAAGGAUGUAAAGCCCCCCGACCUUUGGAUUCAUCAUGAAAGACUGGAGCUAAAACCAGUGGAUAAAUCCCCAGAGACCAACCCAAUGCUAACGGACAGCACCCUUCCUCGAUCACCACAGGAUCUGACCCCUGGAGACAGCACCACAGAAGGCAGCAUCCACCAGCACAGCAAUUCCUACCGAGGCCUGGAAUCUGAGGAUUCUGUAUCCUCACUUGCUGGACGUCGAGGGAUGAGACCUAAAAUAAUGAUGCCAUUUGACUCGCAACCUCCGCAACCGGUUGUCAGUGCCCAUCCCAUCCAUUCCAUCGAUAAUUCUCAUUUCCGUUCUGUACCUGGGUUCAUGCUGCACGUGCUGGGUGGUGCUCCUCAGGCUGCAGAGUCAGUCCGUCAUACUCCCAGCUGUGAUACAGUAGUAGCUGCAUCGUCCUCUUCACAGACUGGUCCUGAAGACCCAGAUCCUCCAGGAGGAAGUUUUCUGCCUGGUUCUUUGGAUGAGGAUGCCAGUUCCAGUAUUCCUACUGCACAUAUUAGGCCAUCUCAUCCUUUGAAGAGCUUUGCGGUGCCAGCUGUUCCAGUUCCAGCCCCUGGCUCAGCCUAUGAACCUCUGCCUAGCUCCCCCCUGUUGGCACAACAAGCUCCCUCUGCGCUCUCUGUGAAAACUGCAUCUCUUGGGACCCUGGGAAGGGUACGUCCUCCGCUUCCAGUUACUGUCCCCAGUGCCCCUGAACCACUAGAGACCAGCAGGAUGCUUGAGGGCUCAGAAUGUAGCUAUGAACCAGACGAGUUAAGCAAGGAGAUGGCUCACCUUGAAGGCCUGAUGAAGGAUCUGAACGCCAUAACCACAGCAUGAAUGAACAUAUCCCCACCACAGAGGCAAACUUGACACUGUAUAGACAGAGGCAGUUCAGCCCAUCAUGGGCUUUUAUGCCACAUGGAAAUGUACAGACAAAAAGCAAGUGGGGAUCCCAGACUGUUUCUGCCGUGGCAACCACCAAGGGCUGAGGCCUGAUAUUCUGUACCUUAUUUCCUCUGAUUUAUAAGAUUUUUGGGGGGUUUAUAUGAAACAAAAGAGAAAUUUUAUGUAAUCCAUGGAGGAAUAUUGUGUAUUGCCAUUGCUUUGGUUCUUUUUACCGCUGAUGGGUCAUCAACCUGUUGCUGUGGCUCAGUGUUACGCCCUACCUUGUGG
This is a messenger RNA of Bufo bufo (common toad), 4848 nucleotides long. RefSeq names its product neogenin 1 (gene NEO1). The record is from RefSeq and is a predicted model, not a curated record. The transcript has 28 exons. The coding region runs from base 190 to 4512 and encodes 1440 amino acids. Gene Ontology annotation, molecular function: protein binding. Lineage: Eukaryota; Metazoa; Chordata; Amphibia; Anura; Bufonidae. Gene Ontology annotation, cellular component: membrane. Gene Ontology annotation, biological process: cell-cell adhesion.